AUGCAAGUUUACGAAACAGUACAUGAAUUAAAUAUGUCAAAAAAAUACGAAUCACAGCCGUUAAUGUCAGAACAAAUGGACUAUGGAAGAUCUCCAUUCGUCGACGAUGCACAAACAACAAACCAAACAGACUCAUUAACUCAACAAAUAACUAAAGAAAGAGUAAAAACAAAAGCACUCUACGAGGAAAUUUUCAACAUCAAGAAAAGAACCCAAGACACAACUAUACAAAUGGUUUCUAAAAAUGUUACCCAUAUUCCUAUAAAUACUUGCAAAUUAACCUUAUACAAUACCUUGAUGGGCCAUCAAAAUAAAAUUUCCAAAUUAUGCUGGAGUGCUGAUUCUAGUAGAAUAUUAUCUGCAAGUUUUGAUGGUUAUAUGAUUAUUUGGGAUGCGAUUACCGGAUACAAGAAACACGCUAUUCAAUUGGAAAAUCCAUAUGUGUUAACAUGCAGCUACUCAGAAAAUGAAAAGUUGGUUGCUUCUGGUGGUUUAGAUAACAAUUGUACCAUUUAUAAGAUUAAACCAGAUACGACAAACUUUCCGGUUCUGGAAGAACGAGCUUUAAUCAACAGCAACAGUUAUCAAAUGCAAGGAAGUUUUUACCAAUCUGUCCAAUCUGUGUUGAAAGGUCACACUGCUUAUAUUUCUGAAUGUGAAUUCCUAGGGAAUAAUUCUAUAGUCACAGCUAGUGGUGAUAUGACAUGUGUUUUGUGGGAUUUGAACAAAGGGGCUAAAAGUAGAGAGUUUAUCGAGCAUACAGGUGAUGUAUUAUGUUUGGAUAUUUUCCCAAAAAACAUUCUCUCCGAUAACUUGUUCAUAUCUGGAGGUUCUGAUGGUGUUGUAAAAAUUUGGGAUUUGAGAUCUCAAAAGCCAACACAAUCUUUUGGGGUAACAAACACUGAUGUCACGUCAGUUAAAGUUUUCCCUGAUAGUAAUGCAAUCGCUGCUGGAUGCGAUGCCGGUCUGAUUAGAUUGUUUGAUUUGCGAUCUGAUUGCGAGUUGAGUCAUUACUCUCUAGCUCAUCAAGUUAGAAGCAAUCCAGAUUUACAUCUUUUGAAUUCACUUACAGCAUCAUCUAACGCAGGGAACAACAAGAAAAGUAAGCACCAUAAUGGGUACGCACGCUCGGGGUCAUUUUUCAACAGUAAUAAUUUAAUUAACAAUGCAGCUUCAAAUAUGAAUGGUGACCAAUAUAGUAUACUCAGUUCACAUUCAGUUAUUGAGAAUCAAGGUGUAUUCUCUUUGGAUUUUGGUAAGAGCGGUAGAUUCCUUUAUGCUUGUUAUUCAGAAAAUGGAUGUGUUGUCUGGGAUACUUUGAAGAAUGAAAUUAUUGGUACUCUUGGAAAUGAACACGUGAACAAAAUCAAUAAAGUGGCAGUCAGCCCUGAUGGUAUUGGAAUUGCCACUGGUUCCUGGGAUUCCACAAUCAAAGUUUGGUCUGUAUGA
Candida tropicalis MYA-3404 is the source of this 1449-nucleotide messenger RNA. RefSeq names its product G protein subunit beta (gene STE4). The coding region runs from base 1 to 1449 and encodes 482 amino acids. NCBI's taxonomy places the organism in Eukaryota, Fungi, Ascomycota, Pichiomycetes, Serinales, Debaryomycetaceae. Gene Ontology annotation, biological process: G protein-coupled receptor signaling pathway. Gene Ontology annotation, molecular function: protein binding; signaling receptor complex adaptor activity. The transcript has a single exon. Gene Ontology annotation, cellular component: cytoplasm; heterotrimeric G-protein complex. The record is from RefSeq and is a predicted model, not a curated record.